Molecule: messenger RNA, 4320 nt
Organism: Lymnaea stagnalis (great pond snail)
Lineage: Eukaryota; Metazoa; Mollusca; Gastropoda; Lymnaeidae
Source: the annotation of a GenBank genome assembly
ACCAGAGACGCUAUGACUGUGGUGUGGUCUCUACUGCCUACUGACUGUUACCCACGGGUUUAGUUAUUCAAGUUAAUUAUUGUGUAGGCCUAACAUGUACAAUUAAUUUAUAUAUCCUUAUAAAAUUUAACUCACUGCUUUGUUCAUUGUGUCUUGAUAAGUGCGAUGCUAGCAAAAGCAGUUUGUUCAAAGAUUCUAUAAACGCCGCUGCUAAACUAAAUUAAAAACGAAAAAAAGGCCAAGAUUUCAAGAACUUAUAGCUGUCAUUUUGUUUCCGCCAGUGGUGUUCGGCUUGUGUACGUUCAGGCGACAAUGGAAAGCAUGUCACUGGAUAACCCAGUUUUUCGUGUGUUCUUGGGCCACAGUGUGCUCGUUUUAUUUAAAACUUGUCUUAUGAGCGUCAUCACAGUAGCUGUUUACUACGGAAGCCCUGGUGAAAAGGUCACGUAGUGCAUAUUGUGUGUUGUGUUUGUAAAAACUGGUACCCUGCAGUGAAUGAAUAUAUCAUCUCUCUCUCUCUCUCUCUCUCUCUUCUCUCUCUCUCUCUCUCUCUCUCUCUCACACACACACACACAUAUACACACUCCCCCUUUCACAACCACCUGAAAUUCUCCCGUACAGUAGUUAUUUCUCUCCGAAAAUCAAUUUUACAGGACAGGCUACUUCUGCAGCGCAAAUUUAAGAUUUUUUAAAAUCAUUAAUUGAACAAAUAAUGUUUAUUUAUUCCACCGGUGAAGUCUUUCACGUCCACAUUUGAACUUGGUGUUGAUUUUAUUCUCCCGUUUUAAAUUAAUUAUCAGAAUAAAGUUAAACGGGGGAAAAAAAUCAGAACAGUGAACAGAAAGUUUUAGUCUUUAGUUCUCAUGAAUGUGUAUUUUAUGAUACAACCUUUUAAAGCACACCCAUGGAAAAAAAAUCCCCUUUAAAAAUGUAAGCUGUCAAUUUGAAAUUAUGCUAUAAGGUUUUGGUUUUUACUGGUACGAAAAUAAAAUACACAAGUUUUUUUUUUUUUUUUGUGGCUUUGUUUUAUUGACUGGGGCAAGGGUCCAAUUUCAAGGGAAUGAGUUUGAGUCAUAUUAAAAUAUAUAAUUAUUUAAUAAGUAAACUCCCCUUGAUCGGGACUCGAAUAUUUUUGGAAGUAAAAGUGUGUUUUUUUUUGUUUGUUUGUUUUCUCUCUUCCCCCCCCCCCCCUUCUUUUCUUUUUUUAAUAUUGCCAUAGAAACAUUAGAAUUAUAUUAUCUGUAUCGCUUUUCAGUGAAAACUUUUUUUUGCAUAUAAUUAUACAUUAUAACUAACAAGAAGUAAUUUAACUACUUUCCAACGUUGUACUAUGUAGCAAUAGUUUGAAAAUUUUUGCACAACACAAAGUCUUAAAAGUUAUAUAAUAUAAUAUAUAAUAUAAUGUUAAAAUAAUGUUAUUGACAUUUUUUGGUCUCAUAAUUUUUCUAAUUUGUUGAUAAUAAACAAUUUAAUAAAUUAACAGUAGACUACCUUGCCUUAUGUAUGGUCCUUAAAAAUAAUAGUGAAAACAAUUCUAAAAGGAGGGCUUCAUGCCAUAUUCUCUUCUGUGAAAUGUGCCUUGAAAUUAGGAGCUCACAGCAAAAUGACCAUUCAGUGGGUCAGUUACUGAACUGAAAUAUUUUGAUGAAGUAUGGUUAAGAACAUUUGAGUUUCAACAAAGGUAUGCCUGUAUAAAGUAUCCUUUUUUCCUUUUAAAUUUGUAACAGGAUUGUCUUCUAACUUAUGUUAUAUAAUAAAUGUCCACUCAAAUCUAAAUACAUUGUUUUGCUCUAAUACUAAUAUCAAAUAUGAUUCUUAUAUUGAACAGACUAUCAAUAAAGAUGAUGCAGGUAAAGGUGUCAGAAAAAAUAAAAAAUCUGAAGCUUUGGCCAAUGUGGAAAGAGUUAGGCGGUAAUUUGCAUCUUCAUUUAUAAUUUUAAAUUUAAUUGGGAAAGAAGUAUAAUAUUACCUGCUCAUGUUGGUAAAAAAUGGCCCUGGGCUACUGGCUGGACUCAGUUUGUCAGUAGAUACAAAUAUAAAGGAUACAUGAGUAAUUUACUUAUUCACAUUCUUUAUGAUUAUGCUUAUCCCCUUUCAAUUAUUUUACACACGCAAAAACAACACAGUAGCAAGUAUUUUCAAAAAUAUAUCUUUAAAAAUUUCUGUAGCAUCAUAAAUUAUUCUUUUAAUUGAUAAAUUUAAAUCUAAUGGGUUGAUCCCUUGUAAUUCUGCAGGUCAACAGAUUCAGUGAACUAGUUUAUAUUUGCAAAAUCAAUAUAAGAUAGAGUGUGUUACAGAUUUCAUAUAACAUUUGAAAGUCAGAUUAAUUUAGUUCAAUUAAAGUUGGUAUAAAUGUGUAUGCUGAAUUAAUUUUUUUAUAGAUGUCAUCUGAAUGAUCUGGAGAACGUGAUUCCUUUUGUUAUACUGGGACUUCUGUAUGUGGCCACAGGACCUGACAUUGAAUCGGCUACAAUCAGGUUUAGAAUAUUCACAAUUAGUCGAUUUUUCCACACAAUUUUCUAUUUGUUUGCCAUUCCUCAGCCAACCAGAUUCUUGGCUUUUCUAGCAGGAUUUGCUAUCAAUAUUUCUAUGAUUUACCGUAUCCUUAUCCCAGCAAAUUUCUAAUCUUAAGAAAAAAAUUAUUCCUAAACAAAAUUUUAGAAAUGGCUUUACAUAAUUAAACCCUUUCACAUUCAUUAAGCUAGGGCUAGUUGAUUUAUUUGUUCAAGCCUGUAAUCUUGCAGCAUGAUCAUGUUGAUAGAACAAAUAAAAUGUAUUAAAUAAAUUCUUUUUUUAUUGUCAGCUGGCAUGAAAUUGUAUAUCAUUAUCAAAUGGACAAGCUUACAUUUAUAGCAUUUACAUAAUUUGUAGAUAUGUGCAAUUAGGAUUUCAUAAUUUUGCAACAUUUUUUAUUGCUCCAGCUUUAAAUUAUUUAAGUCCCAAGUUUAUUAUGGAGAAAAUUUUUCAAGAGCGUGGGAAAUUUGUUUGAUUUGGACUCUAGCUGAAAAAUUUGUGACUCCAAAUCACUAUCACCAGUCUUGAUUUCCCCAACAAAAAUGAUGUGGUUUCACAAAAGUGUUAGAACAAAAAAUAGAGCACUUCAUCAAGUCAUGUCACAUACUUGAUGGAAUUAUAUUUUUGUUUAAAUUUUAACUCAUUGAUAAUCAUUUGCGUUUUCUUAAUUUGCAUUGCGUUUUCUUAAUUUGCAUUUGCAGCUCUGAGCUUAUAUAAAAUUGGGUGCUUAGUAUAGUGUCUCAUGAGAGUUUUAAACAGUGGCGGCUGGUGUAUAGCAUUGUGGAACUGCAGCGCCCCAAUUUUUACUCACAACUUAUUAAGAACAAACUGCGUGUUGAGUUUUAUUUCUUUUUCUUUCUUUCUUUCUUUAAUACUUGUACAUAAUAUUUAAUACUGUGAUAAAUAAUUCAUGUCACUGGUCAUCAUCAUUCAUCUAAUGUAUGAAAAAAAAACUACAAAAAUGCUUGCAUUGAACUGUGUACUUCAUAUUUCAAGUCACGAGUUGUUUUAUUGUUCCACAUAUGUGUACAUGUCAGAGGGAAAAAGCGGGUCCACGUUAGAGAGAAGCACUGUUGCUCACGCAGUUCCAUUCUUACUGUCUGCAUAGGAGGCAGUGUUUACAUUAUGAAACAGUGUGUUGACUCUGUGGUGUAUCAUACUUAUGUGAUGAACUGUAGAUGAUAACCUUAAUAUUUACAUGUUCAGUUGAAAAAAAAUUUUUUCAGGCUUUUCAUCAUUAUAUACAAGUUUUCUUUCUCUGUGUGAAUGUAUUUCGUUGUGCACAAUAUUAAAAUAAUGCCUGAAAAUUUUCGGACGCACCCCCACUAAUUUAAGUCAUGAGCCGCCACUGUUUUUAAAACUUUAAUGUAGCAUGUGAAUGAAUCUAAGUGCGGGUGUAUCUUGAGUAGUUAGCCAGAUUUUGUGUUCAACUAGUGAUAAAACAAUUUUUCAAGCAUGUCCUGUUAAAUUUGACAUUGAUGAAUUGUUGUGUAUUUGCUACAGAAAUUUCUGAUUAUGCUUUCUUUCCUUUGUGAUUGUGAUGCUUUAAAUUUGUUUCUACAGAGUCUUCUAGCAUCACUAGAAAAAGAAAAAAAGCAUACAUUAUUUAACUACUUUCUUAACACUUUUCUCAAUAUCACUUGAGAAACUGAUUUAAAUUUGUACAUUUAUGUUAAACAAUUCGAAUUGUGACCACACUGUGCCAAGCUUUUUCACCACUUUUUUUGUUGUGUAAAUAAUUAUUCAUUGCAGCAAAUUUGGUUUUAUUAAUUUGUCAAUGCUUAUGAAAAUUAAAACAUCCCCCCA